This is a messenger RNA of Candoia aspera, 820 nucleotides long. It is a transcript of the gene ASF1A, whose product is annotated as anti-silencing function 1A histone chaperone. Gene Ontology annotation, biological process: DNA replication-dependent chromatin assembly. Gene Ontology annotation, molecular function: histone binding. The transcript has 4 exons. The record is from RefSeq and is a predicted model, not a curated record. Bases 8 to 622 code for a protein of 204 amino acids. Gene Ontology annotation, cellular component: nucleus; chromatin. Lineage: Eukaryota; Metazoa; Chordata; Lepidosauria; Squamata; Candoiidae.
ACCCAAUAUGGCAAAGGUUCAGGUGAACAACGUCGUGGUGCUGGAUAAUCCUUCGCCUUUCUACAACCCCUUCCAGUUCGAAAUCACCUUCGAGUGCAUAGAGGACCUCUCCGAAGAUUUGGAAUGGAAAAUCAUCUAUGUGGGUUCAGCAGAAAGUGAGGAAUAUGAUCAAGUUUUAGAUUCAGUUUUAGUAGGCCCUGUUCCUGCAGGAAGACACAUGUUUGUAUUUCAGGCAGAUGCUCCUAAUCCAGGACUUAUUCCUGAUGCAGAUGCUGUAGGUGUAACGGUUGUCUUAAUCACCUGCACUUAUAGAGGUCAAGAAUUUAUCAGAGUUGGGUAUUAUGUAAACAAUGAAUAUACUGAAACGGAAUUGAGAGAAAACCCUCCAGUAAAGCCAGACUUUUCUAAGCUCCAGAGGAAUAUUUUGGCAUCUAAUCCCAGGGUUACAAGAUUCCAUAUUAAUUGGGAGGACAACACUGAAAAACUGACAGAUGCUGAGAGCAGCAACCCAAAUCUCCAGUCACUCCUUUCUACAGACGCCCUGCCUUCUGCCUCAAAAGGGUGGUCAACAUCUGAAAACUCGCUAAAUGUCAUGUUGGAAUCUCAUAUGGACUGCAUGUGACCCACUACCUUCUGCACUAUGUUAUUUGUUGAGCUCUAAACACACACAGUACACACAACAGAACCAUCACGGGAAACCUUUUUCUUUGGAAUUCCAUAUUAAAACAGAUGUGAAAAUCGUUUAAAAACACACACCUUGUAGAAAGUUUAUAAGGAAAAGUAUUUGAGUGGAUGUAUAAAUAAAGCUAUUUUUAAGUAA